AUGGAUACGCCGCCUUCUACGGAAUCGAAGCCUGAGGUGGUAGCGGCAGCAAGUGAAAUACAAAUUGAUCCCGCAGGCUGUACGGACCAAGGACUCCGCGCCUGGACAGUGGUUGCUGGGGCCUGGUGCUGUAUCUUCUGUGGUUUUGGCUGGGUCAACGGAUGUGUGAAUGCAGCUAUCGGGGUUUUCCAGGAGUAUUAUCAAACUCAUCAAUUGCACUCUUACUCAACUUCAAGCAUAUCCUGGAUCUUGUCUCUGGAGCCAUUUGUUCUCUUCGCGGCUGGGAUAGUUAUUGGACGGGUAUUCGAUAAUUAUGGACCAAAAUGGCUCCUUGUCAUCGGGACAUUCCUGCACGUUUUCGGGCUCAUGAUGACGUCUAUUUCUGAUAAGUAUUAUCAGUUCAUCCUUGCCCAAGGUAUUUGCAGCCCGCUAGGUGCAAGCUUUGUCUUUUACCCAGCACUCUCGUGUACCGCAACAUGGUUUGAUAAACGACGAGCCUUAGCUUUUGGUAUUGUUUCCAGUGGCUCCUCUCUAGGUGGAGUUAUAUUCCCAACUAUGUUAUCUCAACUAUUGCCUCGCAUCGGAUUCGGAUGGACUCUAAGAAUUGCUGGACUCUUGGUCUUUAUUCUAUUAAUUAUUGCGAACUUAACUAUACGGUCAAGGAUAGCCCCUAUCCCGCGGCCGGUUAGGCUCCAUGAUUACAUAGACCCCUUCUUAGAGCUACCAUUUAUUUUACUUAUGCUGGCCUCUUGCUGUGGAUUCUUUGCUAUGUUUGUGCCUAUCAACUACGUUAUCCUAGAGUCGCAAAGAGAUGGGGUGGACCCUCACCUAGCUGGAUACCUGCUGACUAUAUUGAAUGCUGCAAGUCUCCCUGGCCGAAUAUUACCCGGAUAUCUUGGUGAUAAGUGGGGUCGAUUUAACGUAAUGAUUGCUAUGUGUGCGCUUUCUGCUAUUGUUUUACUCGCUCUUUGGAUCCCGGGGACCCUUAUCAAUCCUAGUUCCGCGGCUGUCUAUAUAAUCUUCUGCCUACUAUACGGAUUCGCUUCGGGUGCGUUUGUAGGUAUGGUACCUGCCCUUCUUAGCCAGAUCUCAACCAAUGUGACCAAAACCGGGGUUCGUCAAGGAGUUCUAUUUACUUGCAUUAGCAUUGCAACGCUAACUGGGACCCCUAUUGCUGGGGCAAUCUUGAGUCGACAGAAUGGGACUUAUUGGGGUUUACAGGUAUUUGCUGGUGUUAUGAUGGUAGGAUGUGUUUUUUUCUUUAUUGCCGUUAGAGUAGUUCUUGUUGGAUUUUCCUUCAACAAAAAGGUGUAG
Messenger RNA from Microsporum canis CBS 113480, 1314 nucleotides. Its product is annotated as monocarboxylate permease-like protein. Lineage: Eukaryota; Fungi; Ascomycota; Eurotiomycetes; Onygenales; Arthrodermataceae. Gene Ontology annotation, molecular function: transmembrane transporter activity. The coding region runs from base 1 to 1314 and encodes 437 amino acids. The record is from RefSeq and is a predicted model, not a curated record. Gene Ontology annotation, biological process: transmembrane transport. Gene Ontology annotation, cellular component: fungal-type vacuole membrane. The transcript has 4 exons.